AUGCACCAGAUGUUUGCUAGCGUGAUUGGGAAGCCAUUGAGAGUUGAUGAGCCUACAACGGAUAUCUCUAAACCUAACCUCGCUCGAGUCUGCAUUGAAUUUGAUCUGUUGAAACCUAAAGUUACUGAAGUGUACAUGGGGGUUGGUCACAACACUAUUUUGCAACAAAUUAUCUAUGAGAAUUGCCCUCACAAUUGCUGCUUCUAUCGACACAUGGGUCAUGAAGAAAAAGACUGUAUUGAUAAGAACAAAGGAGCAAAUAUUGAUGUGGAGGAUCCUGUUGUUGAUGAAGUGGAAGAACAACGUCUUCAAAAAAUUCUUUUCCAAGAUAAACGCAUUCAGGGAAAACCUAAGAGAAACUCCAGCUUUGAUGAUCAUGAUGAUGAUGCAGUGACUUCUUGUUUCACAAGAAGAGGGGCGUUGUCAAGUUCCACAAGUAAAGAGGGCAUUGCUCUUGUUGUUGGAUAUGAUCCAACAUUGCUCUCUCUUGCUCGUGCAUACUCUCUGCUUGACGCCAAGAACAGAUUCAGGACGGAUAACGACCCUAUGGUCAUCAAGAUGGAUAUUGCCAAUUUCUCGGUCCAUAAGGUAUUGGUGGAUAACGGCAGUUCGGUAGAUAUCAUUCUGAUGGAAGUUUUAAACAAGAUGGACCUUUAUAACGCUAAACUAGCACCGGUCGCAGCCCCUCUGGUCGGAUUUGGAGGUAGCGAAGUACAAUCGCUGGGUACGAUCAACCUACCAGUGUCUAUAGGUGAGGAGCCGAGGAGAAGAACGUUGAUGGUAAAAUUUCUAGUAGUCAGUACCCCCUUUGCUUAUAAUGUUAUACUAGGUAGGCCAGGACUUAACUCUUUCAAGGCCAUAGUAUCUACCUACCAUGGCAAAAUGAAGUUCCCAACACCCAACGGAGUAGGAGAAGUGUCAUGCGACCAAAUGGAGGCAAGGAGGUGCUAUAAUUUGUCCCUAAAAAAGGGCAACAUCGAAGAGAAAAGAAGGAAAUUAGAUAUUCUAGACGAGGAACAAGGCAAUCAGAAGACGAAAAGGAUCGAGUCAAUUGACGAGCAUAAGGAAGUGGGGAUAGUAGAUGGAGAUCCGACCAAAAUAACUAAAAUUGGAUCUAGAUUGACAAAGGAAAUGGAGACUUUGAUCUUCGCUUUCCUCCAGAAUAACUCAGAUGUAUUCGCAUGGGACCGAUCGGAUAUUAGAGGAAUAAGCCCAGAAGUAAUCGUCCAUCGUUUGAACGCCGAUCCAGCAGCGCGACCUGUCCAGCAGAAAAAGAGAUCUUUUGGCAUAGAAAAGAACGCAAUUAUUAAGGAAGAGGUCGAAAAAUUGUUGGCUGCGGGAUAUAUCUCGGAGGUCCAUUAUACCGACUGGUUAUCGAACGUGGUGGUCGUACCAAAAGCAUCAGGAAAGUGGAGGAUGUGUACUGACUUCACCAAUCUGAAUAAGGCGUGUCCCAAAGACCCAUACCCACUCCCAAAAAUUGAUGCACUUGUAGAUUCGUCUGCUGGAUUUAAACUCUUCUCCAUGAUGGACACCUACCAAGAUCAGGAGGACAAUGGAGGUGUUGUGGACGAUAUGCUCGUAAAGAGCGAACGACCAGAGGACCAUCUAGCCCACCUGGAGAUCGCCUUUAAUAUCAUGCGAGCUUAUGGAAUGAAGCUCAACCCGAGCAAAUGCACAUUCGGAGUGGGAGGCGGCAAAUUACUGGGCUAUAUGGUCAGCAGCCGGGGUAUAGAAGCAAAUCCAGAAAAGAUCGAAGCUAUACUGCAGCUGAAAUCCCCUUCGUCAGUAAAAGAGGUCCAGAAGCUAACCGGUAAGAUCGCGUCCCUUAAUCGCUUUAUUUCUAGAUCUGCCGAUAGAAAUUUGCAAUUUUCUAAAGUCCUUAGAAAACCGAAGGAUUUUAGAUGGACUAACGAAUGCGAGCUAGCAUUCAAAGAAUUUAAAAAUUAUCUUAAAUCCCCACCCUUAUUAGCCAAUCCGAAAGUGGGGGACGCAGUGUCUGAGAAUGCGGUCAGUUUGGUAUUGAUAAGAGAAGAAAAAAGGGUACAUAAUCCAGUGUAUUACGUCAGUAAAAUGUUGCAAGGGGCAGAGAGGAGAUACACUAUGAUUGAAAAGCUAGUCUUGGCAUUAGUAAUAACAGCUAGGAGGCUCCGACCAUAUUUCCAGUCGCACCAAGUGGUCGUGCUUAUAGACCAACCCUUGAAAACCAUACUGUCUCGACCUAAAGUUUCUGGGAGAUUAGUAAAAUGGGCAAUCGAGUUGGGGGAGUACGACAUCGAUUAUCAAGCAAGGACAGCGAAGAAGGGCCAAAUAUUGGCAGACUUUAUGAUAGAACUGACCGGAGAACCAACCCAGAAACUCGAUACUUGGAUGUUACAUGUAGAUGGGUCAUCUAAUGCUCACAACGGAGGUGCGGGAAUUCUGAUCCAAGGACCAGGAGUAGAGAUAGAGGUCGUUGUCCGACUCUCCCUUCCAACAACGAACAACGAGGCAGAGUAUGAGGCCCUGAUUUUGGGCUUGGACUUGGCCUACGAAGCAGGAGCAAAGGUGUUAGAAGUCUAUACCGACUCACAGCUCAUAGCAAUGCAGAUAGAAGGAAGUUACGAAAUAAAGGAGAAGACCAUGGCGCUAUACCAUAGAAGAGCUAAGAUGUUGAUGCAGCAGCUUGAUAAGUGUUCGAUCCAGCAGAUAUCGAGGUGCGAAAAUGACCAAGCCGAUUCAGUGUCAAAAUUUGGGGCCCUUCUCACUAGGAUCAAGGAUCGAAAGGUAAAGGUAUUAAUAAAGGAGCAACCAGCAAUAAACGAAGUAGUCGAGAUAAAUACGGUCGAGUCAACAUGCCCAUGGAUAGAAGAACUUGCAAAGUACCACAGAGAUGGCAUCUUGCCAGACGAUCAAGCACGAGCUAGAAAGUUGAAAUUCAGGGCUCCCAAGUUCACCUUAGUUGGGUCGCAGCUGUAUAAAAGAUCGAUUGAAGGGCCACUCCUUAAAUGCCUGGAUGACAAUCAAGCUAAGUAUGUUAUGUCGGAGGUCCACGAAGGAAGCUGCGGCAAUCAUUUCGGAGCAAGGUCGCUGGCGCAGAAACUAACCAGAUAG
Messenger RNA from Sesamum indicum (sesame), 3093 nucleotides. Lineage: Eukaryota; Viridiplantae; Streptophyta; Magnoliopsida; Lamiales; Pedaliaceae. The record is from RefSeq and is a predicted model, not a curated record.